GCUUCCGGGGACAAGAUCGCGGAGACGGCGAGCGCCGGGAGUGCCAUGGCGAGUGGGACUCAGACAGGCAUAGACAGCGUUCCAGGACCCGUCAUGAAGCGGGAAGUGGCAUGGAGCUGCCGGACCCUGCUGGAGGAUGGUCCUCCGCUGCCGCUGCCUUUUCAAGCAGCAACAGAGGUGCCGGUAAACUUGAAACCCGAUUCCAGCGGCAGGAGGCACUCGCUGCCAUCGUCACUUCUUUCUAGGGAUGCCACGAAGCCCAGACCGAAGAAGACCCUUCGGUUCUCGGAGCACGUCGACCACAGAUCAAUCAGCCCCAGACCCCGGUCCGCAUCGGCUCCCGAAAACUCCGGAACAGCAGACAAGCUUCGGGGAAAGACCAUGGCAGCCCAAGGGACGGCUCGGUCGUCAGCAUCCAAGGCGUCCACAGCCGCCAAACCCGUGCCGGUGCAGAGCUCUAGCUUUUCUGAGUUCUUGUUCCUCCCACCGGUUCCUGAAAACAAGACAGAGCCACCUCCACAAUCGUUGUCCAACUUCUUGUUUGCUCCAAACGGCAGCACAGCUCAGCACGCAGUGCCUGCGGUUGAGAUGGAGAGCAGCCGCCGAAGUGGGGAGGAGCAUCAUCCCGGCAGCGCCCACCACCAGAGCAGCGAUGCCCACCACCACAGCAGCGAUGCCCACCAUCACAGCAGUGAUGCCCACCGCAGCGGUGAGGUUACUGAGGAGAUGGCCCGGGAGGCCUACGAGCGCGGCCUGGGGUGCAGCUUGGAACGGCGUGUUUUGGAACGCGCCUAUUUUCUUUUUCAGAAUGGCCAGAGCGAGGACGCCGAUGCCAACUACUUCACCGCGUUGAGAAUCGAACUCAGCGAAUCAGGCUGA
Molecule: messenger RNA, 879 nt
Organism: Symbiodinium necroappetens
Lineage: Eukaryota; Dinophyceae; Suessiales; Symbiodiniaceae
Source: the annotation of a GenBank genome assembly